AUGGCUCUGACCAACACAAAGACGGGCUUUUCCGUGAAGGACAUCCUGGACCUCCCCGACACCAACGACGAGGACGGUUCCGCCGCGGAGGGCGGCGAGGAGGAGAGCGAAGCGCCGGAGCCCCCCAAGAAAGCGGGCGUUCUGGGACAGACCCCCUUGGACACUGUUCAGGCGCUGCCCCUGAAGAGCCCCUUCUACGACAACAGCGACAACCCCUACACGCGCUGGCUGGCGAGCGCUGAGGGCAUCCAGUACUCCCUGCACGGGCUCACGGCCGGCGGCGGCGGCCCGGACGCCGCCGCCAAGUCCCCGGAGCCGUCGGCCGACGAGUCGCCCGACAACGAGAAGGAGGCGGCGGGCGGCGGGGACGCGGGGAAGAAGAGGAAGAGGAGGGUGCUCUUCUCCAAGGCGCAGACCUACGAGCUGGAGCGGCGGUUCCGGCAGCAGCGGUACCUGUCGGCGCCCGAGCGGGAGCACCUGGCCAGCCUGAUCCGCCUGACGCCCACCCAGGUGAAGAUCUGGUUCCAGAACCACCGCUACAAGAUGAAGCGGGCCCGGGCCGAGAAAGGUAUGGAAGUGACUCCUCUUCCCUCCCCGCGGCGGGUGGCCGUGCCGGUCUUAGUCAGGGACGGCAAGCCCUGCCACACGCUCAAAGCUCAGGACUUGGCAGCCGCGACUUUCCAGACGGGAAUCCCCUUCUCCGCCUAUAGCGCCCAGUCUCUACAGCAUAUGCAAUACAACGCCCAGUACAGCGCGACCAGCAACCCCCAGUACCCCACAGCACACCACUUGGUACAGGCUCAGCAAUGGACUUGGUGA
Molecule: messenger RNA, 819 nt
Organism: Cygnus atratus (black swan)
Lineage: Eukaryota; Metazoa; Chordata; Aves; Anseriformes; Anatidae
Gene: NKX2-2
Product: NK2 homeobox 2
Exons: 2
Coding region: 1-819 (272 amino acids)
Biological process (GO): regulation of transcription by RNA polymerase II; cell differentiation
Cellular component (GO): nucleus
Molecular function (GO): RNA polymerase II cis-regulatory region sequence-specific DNA binding; DNA-binding transcription factor activity, RNA polymerase II-specific
Source: RefSeq, a predicted model, not a curated record